Clupea harengus (Atlantic herring) is the source of this 1627-nucleotide messenger RNA. RefSeq names its product fumarate hydratase (gene fh). Gene Ontology annotation, cellular component: mitochondrion. The record is from RefSeq and is a predicted model, not a curated record. NCBI's taxonomy places the organism in Eukaryota, Metazoa, Chordata, Actinopteri, Clupeiformes, Clupeidae. Gene Ontology annotation, molecular function: fumarate hydratase activity. Gene Ontology annotation, biological process: malate metabolic process; tricarboxylic acid cycle; fumarate metabolic process.
UUUGGUUCCGCCCUUCUGACACUGCUUUCUUGUUUGCUGUGCUAGCGCCAUGUAUCGCUCAGUGAGGAACCUCCAGCGAUUUAACAACGUCCUGCCUUUGCAGAACGGCGUUGCUGUCAAACACUGCGGCCCAGCGGUUGGGGUGAUAAAUAUCUAUUUAAGAAUGGCAAGUUCGGAAUCCUACAGAAUUGAACGUGACACGUUUGGAGAGCUGAAAGUACCAAGUGACAAGUACUAUGGUGCUCAGACGGUCAGAUCUACCAUGAAUUUCAAAAUCGGUGGUGUAACGGAGAGAAUGCCUAUUCAAGUUAUUAGAGCCUUUGGGAUUCUGAAGAGAGCUGCUGCAGAGGUUAACACAGACUAUGGUUUGGAUCCGAAGAUUGCUGAAGCAAUUGUUAAAGCAGCUGAUGAGGUAACUGCUGGGAAACUGGAUGACCACUUCCCUCUAGUGGUGUGGCAGACAGGAUCAGGUACUCAAACUAACAUGAAUGUCAAUGAGGUGAUCAGUAACAGAGCCAUCGAGAUUCUUGGAGGAAAGCUUGGCAGUAAGGAUCCUGUCCACCCUAAUGACCAUGUCAACAAAAGCCAGAGCUCCAAUGAUACGUUUCCCACGGCCAUGCACAUUGCUGCAGCUAAAGAGGUCCAUGAGGUUCUCAUUCCUGGGCUCCAAACGCUUCAUGACGCGCUGGCGGCCAAGGCCUUAAAGUUCAAAGACAUCAUAAAGAUUGGACGGACACACACACAGGAUGCUGUUCCUCUCUCCCUUGGACAGGAGUUUAGUGCUUAUGUUCAGCAAGUGAAGUACAGCAUAUUGCGGAUCAAGGCAGCCAUGCCCAGAGUGUAUGAGUUGGCAGCUGGAGGGACAGCAGUUGGCACUGGCCUAAACACCCGGAUCGGAUUUGCUGAGAAGGUGGCAGAAAAAGUAUCAGCCCUUACAGGUCUGCCAUUCGUGACGGCGGAAAACAAAUUUGAAGCUCUGGCUGCCCACGAUGCCCUGGUGGAGUUAAGUGGAGCACUGAACACUGUGGCUGUCAGCAUGAUGAAGAUCGCCAAUGACAUCCGCUUCCUGGGAUCAGGUCCACGCUCUGGCCUGGGGGAACUUAUCCUGCCAGAGAAUGAGCCAGGCAGCAGCAUCAUGCCUGGUAAAGUGAACCCCACUCAGUGUGAGGCCAUGACUAUGGUGGCCGCGCAGGUCAUGGGGAACCAUGUGGCUGUCACUAUUGGAGGCAGCAAUGGACACUUUGAACUCAAUGUCUUCAAACCAAUGAUGAUCAAAAAUAUGCUCAACUCUGCCAGGCUUCUGGGAGACGCUUCUGUCUCUUUCACAAACAACUGUGUGGUGGGCAUUGAACCAAACACGGAGCGGAUCAAUAAGCUGAUGAAUGAAUCCCUAAUGCUGGUGACGGCACUUAACCCUCACAUCGGUUACGACAAAGCUGCCAAAAUUGCCAAGACGGCUCACAAAGAGGGUUCAACUCUCAAGGCCACAGCGGUCGCGCUGGGCUACCUGACGGAGGAGGAGUUUGACAAGUGGGUGGUGCCCAGUGAGAUGCUGGGGCCCAAGUGAAGAUGGAGCGAAGCGCACAACAGAGAUGAUAUAUCUGUAAAAUAAAGAUGUUUUUGAUUA